UUUAUUUUCCAAAUUUAUAUUAUAUUUAUUAUUUUUUCAAAUAAUAAGAUUUAAAAAGACAUGACACGAAUUUGGCCGACACGUAGGUGGCACAGGACGACCUGCUCAUGAUCAGUAUAACAUGAACUAUCGCUAGGUACGACACGACAUGUCAUGCAACUGUUAUUGAGGGCCAUAUGUUUCUCAUAAUUACCAGUUGUUGAAAUGAGCACGAUCCGCUAGCACGUAUCCUAUUAUUUUAAAAGUAAUUUUGGAGAAAAAACAUAAAAAGUUGUGUUGUGGCUCAAGAAAUGAUCAAACACGUCGCCCGUGCUUGUGUUGUGUUGUGGCCCAUCGUUUGAUGUUGAUCGGCACGACACGCUACUGUAAAUAACUCGACAUGGAGUGACACAUCAAGUAUGUGGUAUGCACUGACAUGAUCAAAAACCAUCUGAUUCGACACAAAUUACAUGCGUAUACAUAAAUGAAUUUUAUUUGAUUAAUCGUGCAAAAUUACAUCAAAAAAUUACUAUUAUUAAUAUUUUUAGCGCGCUAUACCAUACAAGACCACUAUAGUUAAUUCAUUGGUAAUUUUAUUGCGUGAAAAUAAUCUAUUGACAAUUGAAUGGCGCCUAUAUCUGUUAAGUGACUAAAACCUAACAUUCAAAUCAUACAAAUCAAGAGUUGCUUGCUUAUAUUUGUUUGUAUGUUUAAUUUUGGAUAGUUUUGUGGUAUUGUGUAACAAAUUUAAAUAGCGAGACUAAUGCAAUUCACACCACUCGUGGACUCAAACCACUUGUAAUCAUGUUCUUCACAUGAGCGAGUUUUUAGUCAUGUAAAAUGUUUAAACGGCAGAAUUCAGUUACCCACCUCUAGUUUUGCUCAAACCUCAAUUUCAAUCAAACAAACAUGGCAACUCCACUUUAUUGCUCUUUUCCCCCCACCAUAAACAAACCUCAAUUUCAUAUAUCUUCUUCUCCAUUUCUUUCUCAGUUAAAUUUUAACACCAGACAACUGAAAAAUUCGGUGAUUAAAUCCCCAGUUUAUAUCUCAAUUUCAGCAGUUUCUACUCCAAUUGCUGACACUACUCAGUCUAAUUCAACAUCAAGAUUUGAUCUUCAUAGAUUAGAGCCUGGUUAUCCUUUGAUUAUUGGGGGCAUCAAUAUUCCUCAUGAUAGAGGUUGUGAGGCUCACUCUGAUGGGGAUGUGCUGCUUCAUUGUGUAGUGGAUGCAAUAUUGGGAGCAUUGGGGCUUCCGGAUAUUUGCCAGAUUUUUCCUGAUAAUGAUCCUAAGUGGAAGGGUGCUCCUUCUUCUGUUUUCAUCAAAGAAGCUGUAAGACUUAUGCAUGAGGCAGGGUAUGAGCUCGGCAAUCUAGAUGCAACCUUAAUUCUUCAAAGACCGAAAGCUAGUCCACACAAAGAGGCAAUCAAGGUCAAUUUAUCCGCUCUACUCGGGGCCGAUCCAUCUGUCGUGAAUCUGAAGGUGAAAACCCACGAGAAGGUUGAUAGUCUUGGAGAAAACAGAAGUAUCGCAGCUCAUACUGUCGUUUUAUUAAUGAAAAAGUAA
Amaranthus tricolor (Joseph's coat) is the source of this 1545-nucleotide messenger RNA. RefSeq names its product 2-C-methyl-D-erythritol 2,4-cyclodiphosphate synthase, chloroplastic-like. Gene Ontology annotation, molecular function: 2-C-methyl-D-erythritol 2,4-cyclodiphosphate synthase activity. The record is from RefSeq and is a predicted model, not a curated record. Bases 889 to 1545 code for a protein of 218 amino acids. Gene Ontology annotation, biological process: terpenoid biosynthetic process. NCBI's taxonomy places the organism in Eukaryota, Viridiplantae, Streptophyta, Magnoliopsida, Caryophyllales, Amaranthaceae. The transcript is spliced from 3 exons.